AUGCCAUCCGUCACCCAGGCCAAGCAGGACUACGAGGAGCGCCUCAACUCCUGCCUCACCAAGUACAGCCGUGUGCUCUUCUGCCUCAUGGACAACGUCCGGUCGCAGCAGGUGCACGACGUCCGCCGCGACCUCCGCGGCAAGGGCGAGCUUGUGAUGGGCAAGAAGACGCUUCAGAAGAAGAUUGUUGAGCGACGUGCGGAAGGCAAGAAGGCGACGCCGAUUGACAAGCUCUUCCACGAGAAGUGCACCGAGCUGAGCCUGCUCUGCGGCAACACCUCCCUGAUCUUCACGAACGAGGAGAUCCCGGUGAUCACAAGCGUGCUGGACAAGCACCGUGUGCAGGCCCCUGCGCGCGUGGGCGCCAUUGCCCCGUGCGACGUCAUCGUCCCUGCCGGUAACACUGGUAUGGAGCCCAAGGCGACGUCCUUCUUCCAGGCGCUCAACAUCGCGACGAAGAUUGCCAAGGGUACUGUUGAGAUCGUGAGUGACAAGAAGGUCCUGAGCACUGGCGACAAGGUCGACAACUCGACGGCCACGCUGCUGCAGAAGCUGGACAUCUCCCCGUUCUACUACCAGGUGGAGGUGCAGUCCGUGUGGGACCGUGGUGUGCUGUUCCUCCGCGAGGACCUCUCCAUCACCGACGACAUCGUGGAGAAGUACAUGCUCGAGGGCAUCAGCAACGUUGCCGCGAUGUCUCUCGGCGCGGGUAUCCCGACGGCCGCCACGCUGCCGCACAUGAUUAUGGAUGCAUUCAAGACGCUCCUCGGCGCCUCUAUUGCCACCAACUACGAGUUCGAAGAGUACGACGGCAAGAACCUGCGCCAGGCUGCGCUGGACGGCAACCUUGGUGGUGGCGCCGCUGCUGCUGCUGACACUGGUGCUGCCGCCGCCGCCCCCGCUGCUGCUGCUGCCGCCGCUGAGCCGGAGGAGGAGGAGGACGACGAUGACUUCGGCAUGGGUGCGCUCUUCUAA
Molecule: messenger RNA, 975 nt
Organism: Trypanosoma grayi
Lineage: Eukaryota; Euglenozoa; Kinetoplastea; Trypanosomatida; Trypanosomatidae
Product: 60S acidic ribosomal subunit protein
Exons: 1
Coding region: 1-975 (324 amino acids)
Biological process (GO): cytoplasmic translation; ribosomal large subunit assembly; ribosome biogenesis
Cellular component (GO): cytosolic large ribosomal subunit
Molecular function (GO): large ribosomal subunit rRNA binding; structural constituent of ribosome
Source: RefSeq, a predicted model, not a curated record